AUGGCAUGUAGGAGCGGUUGCUGCUGCGGCUCCAGUCCAAUAAACGAGGAUAACGCGAGGUUCCUUCUACUGGCAUUGUUCAUCAUCAUCUAUCUCUUUUGUGGGGCCGCGGUUUUCUCCGCACUGGAGCAGCCAAAGGAGCGAGAGGCGAAGGAGCGCUGGGCGCAGAGGUUCGAGCAUUUCAGCCAGAAGUACAACCUGAGUAAGAAGGACCUGAAUAACUUCCUCAGGAACUACGAGGAGGCGAACGUAGCCGGUAUCCGUGUGGACACAAUCAGACCUCGAUGGGACUUCACCGGCGCUUUUUACUUCGUGGGAACUGUGGUAUCAACCAUUGGGUUUGGGAUGACCACUCCUGCCACCAUUGGAGGAAAAGUCUUCUUGAUGUUCUACGGCCUCCUUGGCUGCGCAGCCACAAUCCUCUUCUUCAACCUCUUUCUGGAGCGUGUCAUCACCGUCAUCGCCGUUGUCCUCAAGUCCUGUCAUGAACGACGCCAUAACAAGGUUGUGCUUCCACAAAAUGGCCGGCAGGUCUCUGAAGGGAACAGAGCAGGUGGUGCGGCUGGAGGUGGAGGAGGAAAAGGGGAGGAUCUGGCUGGCUGGAAGCCCUCAGUCUACUGUGUCAUGCUCAUUCUGGGAGCAGCAGCCAUCUUGGUGUCCUGCUGCGCUUCGCUGAUGUAUUCGGCAGCCGAGGGCUGGGGCUACCUAGACUCGCUCUACUUCUGUUUUGUGGCCUUCAGCACCAUUGGUUUUGGAGACAUGGUGAGCAGCCAGCGAGUUGUCUACGAGGGCCACGCAACAGCUGCGUACCGGCUGGGCAACUUCCUCUUCAUCCUGACUGGCGUCUGUUGCAUCUACUCUCUCUUCAAUGUCAUCUCCAUCGUCAUCAAGCAGGUUCUCAACUGGUUGCUUAGGAGGUUGGAAGCCCCCUGCCGUUGCUGUUUCCCCAGAAGGGGUCACCACCCGCACCGGCACCCCCGACGAAACGUGGUGGCCCCGGGUCACCUGCGUACCCGCAGAGACCCCUCCAUUGAGACAGACGCCAUCAACGAGAGUGAGACUGACACGGGCCGCAGGAUGUCCGGGGAGAUGAUCUCCAUGAGGGACUUCUUAGCAGCCAAUAAGGUGAAUCUGGCUAUUAUGCAGAAACAGCUAUCGGAGAUGGCCAUCGGGCACCCGCGCCAGUCCAGCUCCAGUUCACGUCAGAAUGGAUUCUCAGGAGGGGUGGGCGCCCUUGGCAUCAUGAACAACCGGCUGGCAGAAACUAGUGUGGACAGAUAG
Messenger RNA from Toxotes jaculatrix (banded archerfish), 1281 nucleotides. It is a transcript of the gene kcnk13b, whose product is annotated as potassium channel, subfamily K, member 13b. Lineage: Eukaryota; Metazoa; Chordata; Actinopteri; Toxotidae. Gene Ontology annotation, molecular function: potassium ion leak channel activity. Gene Ontology annotation, cellular component: membrane. The transcript has 3 exons. Gene Ontology annotation, biological process: stabilization of membrane potential; potassium ion transmembrane transport. The coding region runs from base 1 to 1281 and encodes 426 amino acids. The record is from RefSeq and is a predicted model, not a curated record.